AUGCUGGCGACUCAUCUGCCGUCGCGCGAGUCGAUGGCGUUGGCGGUGAUGGGCGGUGGCAGUGAUCCGCCGGCGCUCCCGAAGCGGUUGCCGUGGCUCUCGUUUGCGCCGGCGUACGAGCCGACGCUUGUGGUGUACGCGUACUAUGAAAAUGUCAAGCACGGGUACGAUGCUAAUCUGCGGUAUCUGCUCGCCACCAUUGCGCCUGAUGACGGCGUCGACUACGUGUUUGUGGUCAACGGCGUGUCCAGCCGCAUCGAGUGGCCGUCGUACGAGAAUGUGCGAGUGGUGAGCAAGGGUAACGAGUGUUACGACUUUGGCGGCUAUGCCGCGGGCCUGCUGGCGGCGGCAGGCAUGUCGUCGGCGUCGGUCGUCGACGAUGCUGCCGAACUCUCGGUCGCGCUCGCGGCCAAGUACUCGCGGUUUGUGCUGAUGAACGGCUCUGUGCGUGGCCCGUUUGUGCCGGCAUAUGUGGGUAGGGAGCUUGGGCACUGGACCGACUUGCUGGGCUCACUCCUGAGCCAGACGGUCAAGCUCGCGGGGACGACGAUCAACUGCCAAUGCGCGCGCAAGCCCGGCAGCGACGACCGGUGCUCGCCGCAUGUCCAGUCGAUGGUUCUUGUGACGGACACGAUUGGGCUCAACGUGCUCCUUGCUUCGGGCUCGGUCUUCAAGUGCUACACCGAGAUCUACGACGUGGUCUACUACUCGGAGCUUGGGGCGUCUGCGGUAGUCCGCGAGGCCGGCUACGACAUUGCCUCGCUGCUGAUCAAGUACGACGGAGCCACGUUUGUCGGACCGGACACGAUGGCGUGCAACGCCAAGGGCAAUCCAACAUACCAGAACCACUACGACGGCAACAUGCUGCACCCGCUUGAGGGCAUGUUUGUCAAGUCCAAGGCCAAUCAGUCGACGCUGGCCGACAUGGUCGCGCUCCUCUCGCCGCCUGAUCUGACGCCAUCCCUGCCGCCGGCGCGGGUGCCAGCACCGGCCACCGGUCUCCCGCCGCUGGAUCGGCGGCUGUGGGGCGCGACGUUGGCGGCACACGCCACGCUCGCGUCGGCGUGUGGGCUUGCGUCCAACGUGUCAGUCGCGGCGUGGAUGGGGACGCCGACGGCGGCGCGUGCCGAUGGUGGAGGCAUCGCACACGCCCAACUGCCGCACGCGUCGGCGCACAGCCACGGCCACACACCGUUGGUGCGCUCGGAUCCGGCGCUGGCGCUGGGUGUGGUGGCACCGGAGCGGCGGGCGUGGGUGAGCCGUGGGUGCAAGGCGCUGGCGAAGACCCGCUCGUGGCCGCGGCUGCACCACUCGCUGCCGGUGCUCCUUCCGGGCGUCGCCGAGCUCCCUGCCGAGCCGUCGCCGACGCGGCCGAGCGCACAGCGCAGCGUGGACAAGGGCGAUGCCAGGGCGCUGGUUGUCGUGCCUGUGGCGAGUCUGCCAACGCCGCGGCAGGCGGACAACAUUGCGUGGCUGGCGGCACGGAGUCGCGGCGCGAAGCUGCUCCUCCUUGCAGCGUCGGAGGCUAUUGCUCGUGAGCUCAAGGCUGCCGGAAUGACCGCAGCCGCGACGGUGCGGGUUGUGGAAUGCAAGCGAGAAGUUGAUGAGGCCGGGUUGCUCGCGGCGGUCGAGGCCGACGUGAUUGACGUUGCACAGGCCUCGGUUGUGGUGGCGGUCUCGGCCUCGCUCCGCGGACCAUUUCUUCCUGUCUACGCCAAGGGCAUCGCAUGGUGGGAUCUAGUGAGGAGGGCGGAGGGCGACACGGAGUGCGCGUCGUCGCGGAUAUACGGGGGGUACCUGUUCCGGAUAGCGACGGACUGGAGCGGGGUGCUCGAUCCGAGCUCGGCUGUGACCGGGCUCGCGCUUACAGCAUGUGGCACUGUGCCGGGCGCGGUCUCCCCGCUGGAGACCGUGUUUGUGCCGUACGGAUCUGCCGCGGACGACGAUACGCUGACGGGUGGCUGGGCAAGGGCUUACUCGCGUUACGCCGAGGCACCGGAUCGCGACGCCAACGCGCUGGCGCCGACGGCUGCGGUGGCGGCUGGAGCCGACGACGCGCUCGCGCUGGAGCUUGCGGUCAUGGCGGCAUGCGAUCUCGAGUUUGACGACGAGUACUUUCAAAAGCGGCACAACUAUGUGCUCGCGCCGGGCGGUGGGUACCUCCCGCUCUUUGCCGAGUACGACGAUGGCUUUGCGUUCUGGAAGGCCGAAGGCUUCCGCACCGGCAAGCACUACAAGUUCCGUCCGGCGAGCAACGGCCUCGCCGGCUCGGCCUGCCACGGCCUCACCCUCUACGCGCGGCAGCAUCGUUGGGUGGUUGCGCUUGUGGUUGUGGUUGUGGUUGUGGUUGUGGCUGUGAUUGUGAUUGUGAUUGUGAUUGUGAUUGUGAUUGAGGUUGUGGUUGUGGUUGUGGUUGUGGUUGUGGUUGUGAUUGUGAUUGUGAUUGUGAUUGUGAUUGUGAUUGUGAUUGUGAUUGUGAUUGUGAUUGUGAUUGUGAUUGUGAUUGUGAUUGUGAUUGUGAUUGAGGUUGUGGUUGUGAUUGAGGUUGUGGUUGUGGUUAGCAUCGAAGUUGCUCAUGAUUCAAAGAUGCAUCGGACAAAGACCCGCAUCUUGCCCACCGGCAAGCUCUCCGUCAACCAUGCGCUUGGCUUUGCUGCUGCCUCGGGCACGGCCGGUGUCGGGCUCCUCGCCGCUGCCUCCAACCCGCUCACCGCUGCUCUGGGCGCCGGCAACAUUGCCCUCUACGCAGGCCUCUACACUCCGCUCAAGCGAGUGCAUGAGAUCAACACCUGGGUCGGCGCCCUCGUCGGUGCCAUCCCGCCCAUGAUGGGCUACGCUGCCUGCAUGGGCACCAUCGAUGCCACUGCUGUCUACCUCGGCGCCACCCUGUUCUCAUGGCAGAUGCCGCACUUUAUGGCUCUCGGCUACAACCUCAAGGACGACUACCUGCGCGGCGGGUACAAGAUGAUGCCGUCGUUUGAUGCGCCCAAGGCUGCGGCGGUCUCGCUCCGGCACUCGGCUGCACUGGGCGCUAUGGGCGUCGCCGCCCCGCUCAUGGGCCUCACGACCCCGCUCUUUGCCCUCGGCGCCACCGGCGUCAACGCCAUCCUCAUCGCCCGUGCUUGGUCGUUCUACUCUUCGCCAAACAACGCCACCGCACGCGCGCUCUUCCGCACCACCCUCUGGCACCUCCCGCUCCUCCUCACCAUCAUGCUGCUGACCAAGGCCGCGCUGGAGGACGAGGCCGCGCCGGCUGAGGACGCCGACCGCGGCGCCGAUGUGCCGGCUGCAGUGGCAUGA
Thecamonas trahens ATCC 50062 is the source of this 3300-nucleotide messenger RNA. RefSeq lists its product as uncharacterized. Gene Ontology annotation, biological process: heme biosynthetic process. Bases 1 to 3300 code for a protein of 1099 amino acids. Lineage: Eukaryota; Apusomonadida; Apusomonadidae. Gene Ontology annotation, molecular function: protoheme IX farnesyltransferase activity. The transcript has 3 exons. Gene Ontology annotation, cellular component: mitochondrion; membrane. The record is from RefSeq and is a predicted model, not a curated record.